Messenger RNA from Talaromyces amestolkiae, 1221 nucleotides. RefSeq lists its product as uncharacterized. The transcript has 4 exons. Gene Ontology annotation, biological process: proteasome-mediated ubiquitin-dependent protein catabolic process. The record is from RefSeq and is a predicted model, not a curated record. Gene Ontology annotation, molecular function: ubiquitin protein ligase activity; protein binding. NCBI's taxonomy places the organism in Eukaryota, Fungi, Ascomycota, Eurotiomycetes, Eurotiales, Trichocomaceae. The coding region runs from base 1 to 1221 and encodes 406 amino acids. Gene Ontology annotation, cellular component: GID complex; cytoplasm; nucleus.
AUGGCUGCCGAACUCACCUCAACCAAGCUCAACCCUGAGAGCCAUCUCCUCUUGGACCAACCUCUUCUCCGUCUCCCCCACGAACUAGCAAGACGAAACUUCAAAUCCGUACAGAGAAUCGUCGAACGAGAAAGAGAUUACAUCAUCCCCGCACUGAAAGAAACCGCAAAUGGCUCGUUGGCCGGCACCCAGACCCCCGAUCAGACGCUCGCCUCCUUGGACGCCAUGAUAGCUAGAAUGCAGGGGUUGAAACGGAAGAUGGAGUCCCUGCAAGAAGAGGAGAAAAGGAUUCAGACGCAGUCGAAGAAGCGUAUCCAGCAUCUUCAAGAUCUUUAUAAGAUUCAGACCCUGGCAGAUGUCAAGUAUGAGGAAUGGUCGCGGACACGACUGGACAGAUUGAUUGUGGAUCAUAUGCUACGUUCUGGCUUCCCCGAAAGCGCGAAACAGCUCGCAAAAGCAAAGGGUAUUGAGGAUUUGGUCGACACUGGCACCUUCGUCCAGUGUCAACGCAUUGCGGAGAGCUUGCGGUCCGGAGAUGCCAAGGAAGCAUUGCAAUGGUGUGGUGAAAACAAGGUUGCUCUCAAGAAGAGCCAGAAUACCUUGGAAUUCGAAUUACGCCUUCAGCAAUACAUAGAAAUGGUCCGGACGGGCCAGCCGACUAAGAUGAUUGAGGCCAUGCAACAUGCCAAAAAGUAUCUUUCACAGCACCUCGAGACACAGUCUGUAGAAAUUCACCGUGCUGCCGGUCUACUUGCUUUCAAGAAAGAUACAGACGCAGAGCCCUAUAAGUCUAUGUACUCUCUCGAUCGUUGGAAAUAUCUCUCGGACCUCUUCCUUCGCACGCAUCACGAGCUACUCUCACUACCCCCUCGACCACUACUCCACAUAGCUCUAUCCGCCGGCUUGUCCGCUCUAAAAACACCAGCAUGCCACUCACAAUACACCUCCUCAAGCACCAACAAUUCAUCAAUCACGACGUCACUUUGCCCGAUCUGUUCCACAGAGCUGAAUGAGCUGGCUAGACAUGUGCCGUAUGCGCACCAUACAAAGAGUUCGGUAGAGAAUGAUUCCAUCAUCCUGCCUAAUGGGCGAAUCUAUGGCCGGGAACGGAUACUAGAAAUGAGCAGGAAAGUUGGGUCCGUUGGGGAAGGGAAAGUGAUGGAUCCGACGACUGGUGACACUUUUGAUGAGAAGGACAUGAAGAAGGUUUAUAUUAUGUAG